This is a messenger RNA of Benincasa hispida (wax gourd), 801 nucleotides long. RefSeq names its product large ribosomal subunit protein eL20z-like. Lineage: Eukaryota; Viridiplantae; Streptophyta; Magnoliopsida; Cucurbitales; Cucurbitaceae. The record is from RefSeq and is a predicted model, not a curated record.
ACGAUCCCCUCGCGUUCUGAAUUCUGAUUCAUUUCGGCCUGCGGUCUCGUUUCUAGAGAGAGAAAAUGAGCCAGGAAGACAAAUCCGCCGCCGUGGGUGUCGUCGUCCACCACCAUCACGAAUCCAAUUCCGGCCACCCUCUCUACGGAACCUUUCAAGGCGUCGCUAACUAUCCUCCCGUCGGAUUCCCCCAGCCUACUCGCCCGCCUGGUGUCUCCGACUCCGACGAUCCUUCUCAAUAUCAGGACUAUGCUCAUGGCUAUCAAGCUGUCCCCGGAUAUGGUAUUGUUGAAGGAAGACCAGUGAGAGAGCGGCGCCUUCCUUGCUGUGGUAUUGGCAUUGGGUGGUUCCUGUUUAUUAUUGGUUUCUUCCUUGCUGCUAUCCCAUGGUAUGCAGGAGCAAUUCUUAUACUAUGUGGCAGGGUAGACUACCGUGAGAAACCAGGAUAUGUUGCAUGCUUAAUUGCUGCUGUUCUUGCCACAGUUGCAAUUAUUUUCGGUGCCACAAGGGAAGCUGAUGACUGGUAGUGGUAAUCAAUCCUGUAAUUAAAAAUAUUGUAUAGUUUGCAAAUAUGUAUGACUAUUCAUCUGACCACCCAUAUCUUGAAGCUAGUUUCAUUGAAACCUGAUUCAGUGAGAGGCUAUAGAUAUUGCUUAGCGGUUGUUUCCCAUGUUGUGCUAAGGAGUGUGUCAUUCUACAAAAUCAUGUUAUUUAUUUGUUCUAUGUGUUAUGACUAUUCAUCUGAAACUCCUCUGUCGGAAUAUACUUAUCCUUUGGUUAAUAUAUUUCUUCUUUGUUGUC